Messenger RNA from [Candida] anglica, 2385 nucleotides. NCBI's taxonomy places the organism in Eukaryota, Fungi, Ascomycota, Pichiomycetes, Serinales, Debaryomycetaceae. The record is from the annotation of a GenBank genome assembly.
AUGGCCACCACACUUGCUCAAUCGCUCUACCAAGAGGUUCAUGCAACCCCGCUGGAACUCCAUCCACAAAUCACACAAUUACUCCAUAUGUUUGUCAAGUAUCUAAAGGAGCCACGGUACCAGGCCCCGCUCACACUCGAGGAAAUUUCGCGGUUGUUUGAGUACUUUUAUUCGGAUUUGAACCUGCUUGUCGUGAAUCUCUACACACAAUCAAACUCUACCAAGAAACGUCUCAUAGCAAGCUCCUUGCAUUUCCAACAACAUCCGAAACGAUUUGAUUAUCUUUUGGCCAUCUCCAACUACUCCGCAUCCACGGUGAAGUUGACCAAACGUACCGACCAAGCCGCCAUGGCCCAACUCCGUGUAUUCAAUUAUUACAAGUUUGCAACUGUUUUCGAAACCAUUGAACGAGCACAAACAAAAUUGUUUUCUAUGGCCAAUGGUGAAGAUGAUAUUUCCUUAUAUGAGAAGAUCUUUAGAUUUGAACAGAGAGAUAUCAUUUUCCAGGAGUUUUUCGAUGAAAAAGUCACGGCCAUUAAGGCAUUACAAUUGGGUAUUGAAUGCUUUAUAGAAGAUAAGAAAGUGAGUGAAUAUUUCCAAGAUUCAUCAUCUAAACCUUUGGAUCUUAUCGAAUAUUUCCAACAACUUUCAGAUGCAAUCACUCCAUUUGCUAAACUUAAACUCAUUGUUCAAAUUCAAAAAUCUUUGAUUCAUCAAUUAGCUGUUUCAUGUUUUAAUGGAGACCAUUCAUUGGUUAACAAUGAUGUUCUACUCCCUUCACUCAUCUAUUACAUUGUAUACCAUCUCCCAUCACAACAACAAUAUGAAGUAUAUCUCAAUUUCACGUUUGUUAAGAAUUUUUUGAACCUUAUUCCAAAUGAAAUCGAUCUCAAUACUUUAACUCCAGCUACAUUUUUAUCGCUGUACACCCCUACUGAUAAACUGCAGAAAAGAUCAACCAGGGGAAAGAAAAACUUUUUUGAUUGUUUAAAUUUAAAUGAAGAUGACGAUCUGACCCCUAUAAAUGAACCAUCAGUUGCCUCGGAAUCUUCGGAAUCAUUAUCACGUAGUGAAGAUCAAUUGGAUGAUUAUUUCUUCCCCAAUGAUAAAGCUGUUAUUCAUUACAUCCAAAAGGAAUUCUUAAACAAUGGUGAAUUGACUUAUUAUCUUACCAAUUUUGAAGCGGUUCUUUUCUUCCUUCUGAAUGUAACGUUGAAAGAAUUGAACCCUUCAUUGACCACAAAGAAUGAAUUAUUAUUACAACCAUUGAUAAAAUUGGUUGAUGUGGAACUUCUUCAACAUUUCAAAUUCCCCAAGGGUGAAAUUGAAGAUUCUCCUCAACCGGAGAAUGUGGGGAGUGAUAAAAUAGAUGUAAAUGUCGAACCAUUAGCACCUCCACCUCAUCCUGAAACCAAUGGAUCGAAUAGAUCAAGGUCAGGGUCAUUAUUCAAUACGAUUUCAAAUAAGAUAAACGAUGCCACUCAUUCUGUGAAUAGAUCAAGAUCCAAUUCAUCGAUCUUGAAUAGUAUCAAGUCAACUACAUCGCUUCAAAAGGAGCUCUUCCCUUCAAUCAGCCAUACUGGAACAGGUGGUGUAGGAGGAGCUAUGGGAAAUGGUAGUGGAGGAGAAACUGUAGAUUCAGGACUUUCCGCAACAUCAUCUGCUCCAUUGGAUGCGAACUUAUUGGAAAAUGGUAAUUCUAUGAUGAAAAGUAUAUUGGGGAGAUUUGGACAGGUACUGGUACCUCAAUUUACCACUAAUGCUAAAUCCAUAGAGGACACGAACCCAGUGACAUUAACCACCACACCAGUUGUUGGAGAUACUACAUUUACUGCUACAGAUGAAAAUGGUAAAAAAUUGAAUUCUAAGGAAUCUCCAGUACAUUCAAGAACCAGAUCAUCUUCCUUUGAUAAUCAUCAAAAGAGAAGUUCGAUUACUUCGAAGUUCACUACUGGAGUAUCUGAGCUUAUGACAAAACUCAACAACACAAACACUAACACAUCAUCUUUAUCGCUUCAUUCGCUUACUGAACAAACAUUGGGCGAUGGACUUCAACAAAACAAUCAUACCAUAUCUAUUUCUCCAUCGAAGCGUCCCGAUUAUAAUCGUAGUAGAACUACGUCUCUUCAAAUUAUGGAUAAAUGGUUUAGUAACAUUUCCACCCUCGGAACUGUUCCAAGCUCCAAUGGGAAUCUAUUGGGUACAACUAUAGAGUCAUCUGAGACCCCAACUACACUUGAAGAAAUUACCAAGUUUCAAAAUAUUGAAUUUGAGGCGUUGACCAUCAGUGAUCUUAAGGUGAUGAAACAAAACUAUGACAAACUUUGUUCUAUGAUUGUUCCUCAUAACGAUCAAAGUUCGCAUUCAGAAGAAACUAGCAUGUAA